CAGGAGAUAUCCCAAUGGAGACACUCGCACGAUUCGAGAAGGACGUGAAACGAACCGACACCGGGUUCCUGGCGAUAGCAACAGAGGCGGAGAACGACAGCGGAAAAACCUUGGAACCUCUAGGAAAGAUCAAGGAAUUAUUGAAGGAGUUUCAAGACAUUCUUCCGGACGAUCUUCCGAACGAGCUACCGCCAUACCGGACGCAUCAACACGAGAUCGUAGAGGAACCGGGUUCGAAGCCGACCUUCCGAGCACCAUAUCGGCUCAGCCCUACGGAGCUGACCGACAUGAAAAAACAGAUCGAGUAUCUCCUAGCCAAAGGACUCAUCCGACCAUCCACUUCACCAUACGGUGCCCCAGUACCCUUCACACCGAAACCGGACGGAAGCUUGCGCAUGUGCAUCGACUACCGAGCUCUUAACAAGCAGAUCAUCAAGAAUAAAUAUCCAAUACCGCGAAUCGAUGACCUGCUUGACCAGCUUCGGGGAGCUACGGUAUUUUCCAAACUGGAUCUGCGGUCCGGAUACUGGCAGAUACGGAUGGCGGACAACUCUAUCCACAAAACUGCUUUCCGAACUCGGUAUGGAUCGUACGAGUAUUUGGUAAUGCCGUUCGGACUCACCAACGCACCGGCAACAUUCCAAGCCGAAAUGAACCACAUUCUACGACCACUUUUGGACGAGUGCGUGGUGGUGUACCUGGACGACAUCCUCAUCUACUCACGCGACAUGAAGCGGCACGUCGAACACCUGCGACGCGUCUCCGAAAUUCUUCGACGCGAACAAUUCUACGUCAAACUGUCCAAGAGCGAAUUCGCCCUUGAGAAGGUCCAGUUCCUAGGACACUUGGACGCUCAAGGAGUUCACGUCGACCCCAAGAAAAUCGAAGCCGUACGUGCGUGGAAGACACCCGAGAACGUGAAGGAGUUGCAGCAGUUCCUAGGCUUCGCUAAUUACUACAACAGGUUCUUGCCACAGUAUGCGAAAAUCGCAGCACCACUCACGAAUCUGCUGAAGAAGAACACACCCUACAAAUGGGAGCCGAAGCACCAGGAAGCCGUGGAGCAGCUGAAGCAAGCACUUACAUCCGCACCAGUACUCAUCUUGCCAGAUCCCGAACGCGACUACGUCAUCGAAGCUGAUGCCAGCGACCAGGCAGUGGGAGCAGUCUUAAUGCAAGAUCAAGGGAAUGGACUGCAACCAAUCGCCUACCUGAGUAAGAAACUACACAGGGCAGAACUCAACUACCCGAUACACGACAAGGAGGCCCUGGCUAUCAUCAUCGCCUUCAAAGCAUGGAGAUGUUAUCUCGAAGGACGAAGAACAACCAUCUACACCGACCACUGCAGCCUGAAAUAUUUGAAGACACAACCCAAUCUUUCCAGGCGACAAGUCCGGUGGAUCGACUUCCUUGAGACACACUUCCACUACGACAUCGUGUACAAGCCCGGCCACAAAAACAAAGCAGACGCUCUCAGCCGGCCUGCACACGUUGCCGCUAUUCAGGUCGAAGGGAUGAAUCCACUACUCAAGGGACUCUUCACACACGGGUACGCCACUGACCCCGAAAUUCCCUCGGCAGAAAAGCGACAUCUGCUCCACUGGGACAACGACAUCGCGUACCGAAAAGGAUCAACGAAAAUCUGGGUACCCAAUUACCCUCCUUUGCACCAGUUACUACUCGAAGAAUACCACGACGUCCUCUACGCCGGACACUUUGGUAGCAACAAGACGCUGACCGGUAUCGCAAAGCACUACUACUGGCCCCACUUGGCAGAAGAUGUUCAGAAGUUCGUCACCUCGUGUGAUACAUGUCAGCGGAUGAAGAGCAGCAAACAGAAGAAGGCGGGACUACUGCAGCCUCUUCCUGUCCCAGAACAACCAUGGGAAGUGGUUAGCCUGGACUUCAUCACCGGGUUACCACCUACCUCCAGCGGUCAUGACGCCAUCCUUGUCGUCAUUGAUACAUGCACUGAAGAAACAACACAACUCUUCAUUCGAUACAUCAUCUCACAGCAUGGCAUUCCAACCACACUCAUCUCCGACAAAGACCCCAAUUUCACUAGCAAGUUCUGGAAGGAACUUAUGUCUCUCGUCGGGACCAAACUAGCCAUGUCAUCCGCUUACCAUCCGCAGACAGACGGCAAGACUGAGCGCCUCAACCAGAUUGUCGAGCAACUCCUUCGAGCAGCCUGCAAGGACGAGAUCUCCAAAUGGGACUUGCAUCUGCCCAUUCUAGAGUUUGCUUACAACAACGCUACUCAUGCCGCUACGGGCCAGACGCCGUUCUUCCUCUGCUACGGACGCCACCCACUCACACCACAAAAACCGACAGCAUCAGCUACAAUUAACAACGCCUUCCAUGUCCAACUUAUGAAGCCCUAUCGGGAUCCGAACACGAUCUUCGUCGGACGCCAACCACCGCCGCCGCCGCCCGUCCUUGUCCAGAAUGAACCCGAGUACGAGGUCGAGUCCGUGCUUGCACACCGCCGUCGACGGAAUGGCACCGUGGAGCUUCUCAUCCGUUGGAAGGGUUAUGAUCCUUCUGAGGACAGCUGGGUACCUGAGUCUGACAUGGGUAACACCCGCCGUCCUCUACAUGACUACCUUGUCAAGCAGGCGUGCGAAUUGGACACUCACGGAGACGGCUCGGGGACUUCUCAUUGAAGCCGGUCUUCCCAAUUACUUUUGGCCGGAUGCGGUGCGGCAUGCUUGUGUGGCCAAGAACAGAGCCUUGAAUCACGUGGGAGAAGACAAAUGGGUGCCCUAUGUGGAGUGGAUUGGAAGGAAGCCGAAGGUGGAUAUGCA
This is a messenger RNA of Closterium sp. NIES-67, 2807 nucleotides long. The record is from the annotation of a GenBank genome assembly. Lineage: Eukaryota; Viridiplantae; Streptophyta; Zygnematophyceae; Desmidiales; Closteriaceae.